Saccharomyces cerevisiae S288C is the source of this 1515-nucleotide messenger RNA. It is a transcript of the gene FMP42, whose product is annotated as Fmp42p. The transcript has a single exon. NCBI's taxonomy places the organism in Eukaryota, Fungi, Ascomycota, Saccharomycetes, Saccharomycetales, Saccharomycetaceae. Gene Ontology annotation, molecular function: transmembrane transporter activity. Bases 1 to 1515 code for a protein of 504 amino acids. Gene Ontology annotation, cellular component: vacuolar membrane. Gene Ontology annotation, biological process: transmembrane transport. The record is from RefSeq and is marked reviewed.
AUGACCAGUACAAGAACGUUGAGAUACGCACAGGUUGCCUGUGCUUGUAUCUGGUGUCUUUUUUCAGCUGGUAUUAUCUUUGGAUUUGCUGCUUUGAAACCUAUUUUAAUUUCAGAAGGUGUAUACCAUGAAUUGUGUGAUCCUAAGGAUGGUGAUAGAUUAUUAUGUACUGCACAGGAUCUGAAAUUAAAUUUUAUAUUUGCUCUCAGUGCUACUGUAACAAACAUCAUGGCCCUUCCUGUCGGUAAGAUUUUGGAUAUGUAUGGACCUCGUGUCUGCGGAAUAAUAGGAUCAUGUCUCUUGUUCCUAGCAAGCGGUAAUUUUAUUUCUGCCAAGCAUCUAGUGUCUCUUUGGGACCCAUAUCUUGUCGGUUACACGCUUUUGGCAGUUGCCGGUCCGUUCGUCUUCAUUUCAUGUUUUCAAUUGGCAAAUAGCUUCCCACAAAGAUCAGGAACCGUAUUGGCCCUACUAACAGGAUCAUUUGAUUCGUCAUCUGCGCUGUUUCUGUUAUAUAGGUUGUUAUAUCAAAACUGGUUUCCUACCUUGAACGUUUCCAGAUUUUUCACCCUAUAUUUGAUUGUUCCAGUGUUUAUUCUUGCCUGUCAACUCACGAUAAUGCCUCAUUCUUCCUACAAAACUGUCAAUCACAUUGCUAAGAUCGCUGUGGAAGGUUUAGAUGAAAACGGAAGACUCAUCGAGGGUGAUACAGGCUCCGGUAUCAUCCCUGAUGAACAGGAACGUCAAUCGUUGAUUGCAAUCGAGCGUGAAGAAGAUAGUAUCCCAUCAAGGCCGCAGAGAAGGAAAUCGGUAUUGGAAACUUACGUUGAAGAUAAGUUGCAGAAAAAGUCAGGCGGCAUAUUCGGAGUCUUGCAUGGGAAAUCCGCUUAUGAACAAAUAAAGAGUCCGUGGUUUUAUUUAAUGCUUUUAUUUGCGCUUGUUGCCAUGCUGAGGAUAAACUAUUUUAUUGCUACCGUCAGAACACAAGAAGAAUACUUAUUAAAUGAUCCUGAUUUAGCACUAAAAUUGAAUUCCAUUUUUGAUAUGUUACUUCCACUUGGCGGUGCUGUUUCCAUACCAUUUAUUGGGCUGCUCUUGGACCAUACAGAUACUUUGUCCACUCUCACAAUAUUGUUCACCACUUCUACCGCUAUAGGUGUUUUUGGCUUGAUUCCAAAUUCAUUCACUUGGAACUUAAUAGGUAUAGUACUUCUGGUAGUGUACAGACCAUUUUAUUACACAGUUGUUUCUGAUUAUUCUUCAAAAGUUUUUGGAUUUGACACAUUUGGUACUGUUUAUGGGUUAUUGUCCUGCAUUUGUGGUAUUUUCAACAUGAGUCAAAACUUACUGGACAAAUGGACACAUACUACUUUCAACAUGAAUCCAUUCCCAAUAAACCUUACACUGGUAAUCCUCACAGUCGUUUUUUCACUAACUUUAACAUUUUACAUACGAUCUCAGAUUUUGCCCAAGCCCGUGAAUGAAAGAGGAUUGUCCUCCAACUACCAAACUAUCUGA